UAGUGGAAUCAUUACUAUGCAUAAAACAAUCAAUUAGUUCCAAAAUCACACACUUAUUUUUUUCAUGCGAUCCGAUACUCAUAUUAGAGUCCAAUUAAUCACUGAGCAAGACCAUUCGGGCCAGCGCUCCCUAUGGAGGAUUUUUCCAAAAUCACACACUUUAUUAUCUUUCACCUCUGCCCUACUUGUGUGUUCCUCACUUCACUCAUAUAUAUACUGGUUGGUGGGUGACAUGUAUUUAUAAAAAAAAAAAUUAAAAAAAAUAUACAAAGAAAGAUUUUUUUUAUUUUUUUUGUAGAUUUGAGUUUGGGUUUUUUUGUGGGUGGUGAUAAAGAUUGAAGAAUCAAGAAUCAAGAAAAUGGGGAAUGUUAAUGGAAGAGAAGAAAAUGAGGGGAAUAUGUCAUCUGGGGUUGAUGAUUCUGGUGGGGCCCAGGAUAACAUGGCUGUUCAUCAGGUUGAUGGAGAGUUUAUGGGACAAUCUCCACCGUCCAGUCCAAGGGCAUCUCGUUCACCUUUGAUGUUUAGACCUGAGAUGCCAGUGAUUCCUCUACAGAGACCCGAUGAAGGUCACGGCCCAAGCAUUUCAUGGUCGCAAACCACCUCAGGUGAAGAAACUUGUGACGAGCAAGGAGUUCCAACACUUAUAUCGUGGACCCUUGACGGAAAAGAAGUUGCUGUGGAGGGAUCAUGGGAUAAUUGGAAAUCAAGGAUGCCUCUGCAAAAAUCAGGGAAGGAUUUCACCAUUUUGAAGGUGCUUCCUUCAGGGGUCUACCAAUAUAGGUUUAUAGUUGACGGACAAUGGAGGUGUUCCCCUGACUUGCCAUGUGUUCAGGAUGAGGCAGGGAAUAUGUACAACCUUUUAGACAUGAAGGAUUACGUUCCAGAAGACAUCGAAAGCAUUUCUGGUUUCGAACCUCCUCAGUCCCCAGAUUCCAGCUACAACAACUUGCACCUUGGAUCUGAGGACUACGCAAAGGAGCCACCCGUGGUCCCGCCCCAUCUACAGAUGACUUUGCUUAACGUUCCGUCAUCUCACAUGGAAGUUCCACCUCCGCUAGCAAGACCUCAGCACGUGGUGCUUAACCAUCUCUACAUGCAGAAAGACAGGAGUACACCUUCCGUGGUAGCACUCGGUUCGACUAACCGGUUUCUCUCCAAAUACGUGACCGUGGUUCUAUACAAGUCGAUACAGAGAUAGAGAUUCAGGUCCGAUAAACGUGUCUUUAUGAUAGUCUUAAAUAACUUUAAUACUAGUAGCACAAUAUUAGAAGUCAAGCAUGUUGGUUCAUGGUUUUUGCAGUUUAAUGGCAAAAAAAGGGGCAAUAGAGGUGUAAUUUGAUCAAUGAUCUGUACCAUUUGCUUUGCCAUCUUUCUCAUUUUGGCCCUUUAUCUUUAUCAAUUCCAAUUCUUUUUUCUUUCUUGAUCUUA
This is a messenger RNA of Capsicum annuum, 1428 nucleotides long. RefSeq names its product SNF1-related protein kinase regulatory subunit beta-2. Bases 359 to 1198 code for a protein of 279 amino acids. Lineage: Eukaryota; Viridiplantae; Streptophyta; Magnoliopsida; Solanales; Solanaceae. The record is from RefSeq and is a predicted model, not a curated record. Gene Ontology annotation, molecular function: protein binding. The transcript has 4 exons.